AUGGCGCCCUUCCGAAUACCUUUCACCUCGAAGCGACCUACUCCUGCAGUGGUCGACAUUACUACCGAUGAGAACGCUAAGCCUGCUCCUGGAAGUCCCUACAAGCCUUCCCUUGCACUCGGCACCAAAGAACGCCGUGAAGAACCCAACGAGUUCAAAUUGAGUUCGGUUGGCGACGACGGACAGUACCUGCCUCUUGUUGCUGACACGAUGGAGCCCUCGCCGACAGAAAAGAAAUCUUUCUGGCACAAGUCCACAACAACAGCCAAUGCUCCGACCCAUCGGAACGCUUUAGGCGAGACUGAACCGUUCUCAAUAUCCAGAGAGUCCUUUGACUCCUACCGCAGAUCUUUCGUGGGUGGACUCAGUCGUAUCGGAUCAGGAAAUUGCUAA
This is a messenger RNA of Lithohypha guttulata, 393 nucleotides long. RefSeq lists its product as uncharacterized. The transcript has 3 exons. Lineage: Eukaryota; Fungi; Ascomycota; Eurotiomycetes; Chaetothyriales; Trichomeriaceae. The coding region runs from base 1 to 393 and encodes 130 amino acids. The record is from RefSeq and is a predicted model, not a curated record.